Molecule: messenger RNA, 2256 nt
Organism: Prunus mume (Japanese apricot)
Lineage: Eukaryota; Viridiplantae; Streptophyta; Magnoliopsida; Rosales; Rosaceae
Source: RefSeq, a predicted model, not a curated record
AGUAAAACGCAAAGGAAAAAAGAAAAUCCUUCUUGAGAGAGGAGAGACAGAGAGAGGGGCCAGACAGGGGCAGAGGGUCUGGUCUUUUGCUUGCGUAACAAUCAAGAAUAUGUAAGCUCUCUCUCUCUGUCCUUCUCCUCUCUGAUGAGAUCUUUCAUGUCAGCAUGGCGCAAUCGGAACAACAACAACAACAACACCACCAACCACCUGCAAAGCCAACCCAAUCGUCCAACCCUUUCAACCCACAGAUGACGACGAGCCCAAUCUCAGUCUCAGCUCCGAACCCAUCAUGGUUCUCCCCAAAAAGGUUGCUCGUAAUGCUCUGUACAAUUAACAUGAUAAAUUAUGUCGAUCGAGGAGCAAUAGCGAGCAAUGGUGUCAAUGGUAGUAUUGGGAUUUGUGAUGAUAGCGGAAUUUGCAGCGCGGGUAGCGGAAUUCAGGGAGAUUUUAAAUUGAGCAAUUUUCAAGAUGGUGUUCUUUCAUCUGCAUUUAUGGUUGGUCUUCUUAUGGCGUCACCCAUCUUUGCGUCCUUGGCAAAGAGCCACAAUCCUUUUAGGCUGAUUGGAGUUGGAUUAUCUGUUUGGACAUUUGCCACAGCUGGGUGUGGAAGUUCAAUUGAUUUUUGGACCAUUGCAAUAUGUCGUAUGCUGGUUGGAGUUGGUGAGGCAUCUUUCAUAAGUCUUGCAGCGCCGUUCAUUGAUGACCAUGCUCCUGCACCUCAGAAAACAGCAUGGCUUGCAAUGUUUUACAUGUGUAUACCAACUGGAAUUGCUGUGGGCUAUGUUUAUGGCGGAUUUGUGGGAGACAAUUUCAGUUGGCGAUAUGCAUUCUGGGGAGAGGCAUUUUGUAUGCUUCCAUUUGCUGUCUUGGCUUUUGCGAUGAAUCCAUUGCAGUUGAAAGGUUUUGCUCCUUUAAUUGAAGAUUUUCAUCCAGUGCUUGCCGAUUCUUUGAAAAUUUUCAAAAUCUUAUUGUUCUCCAACUCUUUUCUAACUGCAGGUUCAGAUGUCUCAAACAUAAAUAGUUGUGUGAUAGUUUCCUCUGAUAAAGCUUCUAGGUCAAGCCCUGCAUCCAAAUCUUUGAACCAACUCUCAAGAUUCUCAAAAGAUAUGAAAGAACUUUUGCGUGAUAAAGUUUAUGUUGUUAAUAUUUUAGGUUAUGUGUCAUACAACUUUGUCAUUGGAGCCUACUCAUACUGGGGGCCAAAGGCUGGUUAUAGCAUUUAUCGUAUGAGUAAUCCAGAUUUGUUGUUUGGUGGUAUUACAAUUGUUUGUGGAAUCCUGGGGACGUUAGCUGGAGGGCUCAUCCUUGAUUCAGUGAAUGCCACAAUUAAUAAUGCUUUUAAGCUUCUCUCUGGAGCAACAAUUCUAGGUGCAAUCUUUUGCUUCAGUGCCUUCUGUGUAAGGAGCUUGUAUUUUUUUGUAGUUCUUUUCUCAAUGGGGGAGCUACUUGUGUUUGCCACACAGGCUCCGGUUAAUUAUGUGUCUCUGCGAUGCGUGAAACCAAGUCUUAGGCCAUUGUCUAUGGCUGUCUCAACUGUUUCAAUCCACAUCUUUGGUGAUGUUCCUUCCUCACCUCUUGCUGGAAUCCUCCAGGACCAUGUUAACAAUUGGAGGGUAACAACUCUUGUUGUGACGUCUGUUCUGUUUUUUGCAUCAGGAAUAUGGUUCAUAGGGAUCUUCAUUAGCAAUUCAGACAAAUUUAAUGAAGAUGGUAAGGAAGAAGUCUCCACAGUUGAUAGAGCCACAAAAAAGCCAUUGUUUGAAGAGAACACAGUUGAGGGAGCCCAAGACUCUGGUGAAGCAUAAGUUUACUUUAGUGUAUUCAAGUUGCUUUUGCUUCUCGAAGCCCCAAUGUCUGGAGGAUGGUAUGAUGACAGAACCUCUGCAAAACAAACAAAAAGAAAAAAACCAAAAUUCGUCUCUAGAACUUUCAAGGUGGGAGUUGUAAUACUGUUUCUGCCGUUUUGCCGUUUCCGAAUUGAGUCCUCUCUGUCAAAUUGUAUGCCUGAAGUUAUUAUGUUACUCUUCUAAAUCAAAUUGCUGUCCACAGUUAGAUUUGUUGGAUUGCUAGUGAGUUGUGAGAAAAAGAAAUGUACAGUGAAACUAAACAAGCAGGAGCAUUACAGAGAUUCAAAUUCAGGAUAUAUAUGUUUAUGUUGUUUGAGAUGCACAUUCCACUGUACAGUGUGUUCAACAAUGAUGUAAAUAUUUGCUGUUUUCUAGCAUUUCAAUAGAAAAACAGAAACAUUGAUGUUUA